GGCCUCGCGCGCGGAAUUCUUCCAGCCUCGUUGUUCAGCAAAGUCGCAUGUUUCGAUGCCAUUCUAAAGCACCAGCAGAACUUGAACCCGUUUCCUCCAUUCGCUUCCCUUCCAGUUGGCGUCUUGUUUCCUACUUGUUGCACCAUCCUCCACUACGUGUGUUUCUCCUGUCGAUCAGGAAAUUCCCCUGUCGAGCAAUUGACCCGGCCGAGAAACGUGACAGUGACCCGCCAUGCGUGUGUCUGGCAUCCCACUUCGAUAUAUAAAUCCGACCGCCCGGAUCGUUCCUACCUCUGUUUCACCAACAUCACGCCUGCUACCAUCGACUAAGACUAAUCUCCUGCAUAAACGCUCUCCCAAACCAACAACAAAACCAUCACCAAUUCACACCCGUCUCUACUCGUCCACCACAUCCAAAAUGGCUAACAUCUUCCUUGAUGCCGUCAAGUCCCGCCGCACUUACUAUGCGCUGAAGCACGAGUCGCCCGUGCCAGACUCCCGAAUCCACGAGAUUGUCAAAGAGGCCAUCCUGCACGUGCCCAGCUCCUUCAACUCGCAAUCCACCAGAGUUGUUGUGCUGUUGGGUGACGAGCACACCCACCUGUGGGAGGAAAUCGUCAAGCCAGCCGUCAAGGCGGUCGCCCCGGCCGAAGCUUGGCCUCAAUCCGAGCAGCGCCUGAACGGCUUCAAGGCCGGCUACGGCACCAUUCUGUUCUACGAAGACCCCAAGGACGUCUUGAAGCUGCAGGAGACUUACCCGCUGUAUGCCGACAAGUUCCCUCAAUGGAGCGAGCACACCAAUGCUAUGCACCAGUAUGUCUUGUGGACUGCUCUUGAGAAGGAAGGUUUCGGUGCCAACUUGCAGCACUACAACCCCUUGAUCGACGACAAGAUUGCGUCCAGAUGGAACGUUCCCGGACACUGGAGCCUCAAGGCUCAGCUUGUCUUUGGCACCCCUGCUGGGCAGCCUGGUGACAAGACAUUCAAGCCUGUUGAGGAGCGUGUGUUUGUUCACGGAGCCAAAUAGAUGCGAGUUCUGGACAAGACUUGAGCAGUCGAGUCGACGGCAGAUGACGCAGACGCAUUAGAACGACCAUCAAGACUUUUAGAUCAGCUUCAAUACAACGAGCAAGCGUUUACUUUUACUUCCG
This is a messenger RNA of Exophiala dermatitidis NIH/UT8656, 1151 nucleotides long. RefSeq lists its product as uncharacterized. Lineage: Eukaryota; Fungi; Ascomycota; Eurotiomycetes; Chaetothyriales; Herpotrichiellaceae. Gene Ontology annotation, biological process: cellular response to oxidative stress. The coding region runs from base 233 to 1027 and encodes 264 amino acids. The record is from RefSeq and is a predicted model, not a curated record. The transcript has 2 exons.